This is a messenger RNA of Fusarium poae, 852 nucleotides long. RefSeq lists its product as uncharacterized. The transcript is spliced from 3 exons. Bases 1 to 852 code for a protein of 283 amino acids. Gene Ontology annotation, molecular function: acetate transmembrane transporter activity. The record is from RefSeq and is a predicted model, not a curated record. Gene Ontology annotation, cellular component: plasma membrane. Lineage: Eukaryota; Fungi; Ascomycota; Sordariomycetes; Hypocreales; Nectriaceae.
AUGGCACAAAACGAUCAAAUGCCCGAGUUUCAACAAUCUUACACAAAUGAUCUCCCUCACGAUUCAGACAAGACUCUUGAGCGUCAGACAACCGCUGCUCACCAAGCUGCUCACCCUCAUCUCUACCCCAAUCCUCACCACAUUCAUCCCGCAUUCGGUGGUGCUAUGCAACCAGGUCUUUGGAAGCCCGUAGAGCAUCGCAAGUUCGCCAACCCUGCUCCUCUCGGAUUAUGCGCUUUCGCUCUCACCACUUUUGUCCUGUCAUGCAUUAACAUGCACGCUCGUGGUCAAACUUCUCCUGCUAUUGCUAUUCCCGUGGCUUUUGGUUAUGGAGGUCUUGUUCAGCUUUUGGCUGGAAUGUGGGAAAUGGCCGUUGGAAACACCUUUGGUGCUACCGCCCUGUCAUCUUACGGAGGUUUUUGGAUCUCCUACGGUCUCUUGCAGACUCCCACUUGGAACGUCCUCGGUGCUGAUGGACCUUAUGAGGGUGACACUGGCUCGGUCAUGGGUUUCUUCUUGACCGGUUGGUUUAUCUUUACGACUCUGCUCCUCAUCUGCACUCUCCGUUCCACUGUUGCAUUCUUCUUGCUCUUCUUCUUCCUCGACAUCUGCUUUUUGCUGCUCGCGACUGAGAACUACGCCCACGAUUUGGGUAACCACACUGCUCAGAUCGCUCUUCAAAAGGCUGCAGGCCUCUUUGGGUUCUUGGCUGCGUUUAUGGCUUGGUACAACGCCCUUGCCGGUCUCCAGGACAGCAGCAACUCCUUCUUCCAAGUUCCCGUUAUCCACUUCCCCUGGUCUGAUGCGGGCCGAGCCCACCGUCACCAGAAGGCCGAGGAGCAUCUUGCCUAG